AUGCCAAUCCAUUCAGUGGAAAGGCGUGACUAUUCUUUCUCGCUAAGCGCGCGGUACAGUCAGCUGAUUCGCUGACGAUACCGACAAGACUCGGGCUCCGUGAGUGGAGAAGCGAUGUCGGGAGCUUUCUUCAAUGACUUAGCGGAAACCAGGUGGCAACUAGUCCAUCGCAGUAUCGAUUCCUGUUAGCGGUCUGUGAGAAAACUUGUUUGGGAUGCAUUCUCACGCAUGUUUCGGGAUGGAAGAGUUUUGUUGCCCGACUGUGGGGGUGCUUAAGGAGCUUUCAUAGAGACGGAUACCGUCAUCAUUUAAGGAUUUUUCCGUUACGAACUCGUUUUCGGGAGUACCAUUUGCGGAUAGUUUCCUACAUUUGUCUUAAGCAGUUUAGUUCCAAGGAAUAUCUAACCUCUCUAAAGAAGAAAGUAAGGACAAGUGUUUUCGUAGGCUCAGAGGAACACUUAGCCUUCUCUUGAGGAUAGUGAAAAGUGUAUCUGUGAUGUUCUGUCUCAACAGUUGUCAAACGAACCUUUUCAUUUUUCAUCAAGUGUGUGCUUAUUAGUGAGCCAUAUGAAGGCUUCUACACUGAAUGUGUCGCAGCGAUGAAACCAUGACUUCACGUGUGCUUUUACCAGACCAACGGUAAUUUGGCAUAUGACAUAAGCAGACAAGUUAAAAGUUCCACACAACUUCCGAUGUACAUACAUAUCGUUCUCGCAGGAGGUGAUAAAAAGGACAAAGAUAUAUAAGUAAGAAGCAAUUCAACCAGUUUCAUUCCGAUGUGGAUACCUUGUCGAAUAUGAUAUUUUCAAGUAUGGCGUCCAAGUGUAACAUCUUUGGAUGUACACAAGAAUUGUAUUAAAAUUACUGGAUUCUUUUUAAGACGAACUGCUUGUGAAGUACCUAUAGCAGAAAUACGGCUAUAACAUCCUUAUAGCCAAGUGACAUAUUCAUCAUGUUGUUCGGUCAGUUGUCAAGCUACCGAUUGACACACGCGGUAAUGCUGCAGAAAAUGAUGAACAGAAUUGCGGCGGUGGUUGUGUUGGAGUUUCUUACGUGUUUCUUCAUUUGUGGAAAUGCCUCUCCUGAGAUCCGUGUGCGGGAACCUCAGUUUACAACGAUGUCAGGCUCAAUAAACCACAAGAAAGGAGAUCUGGCGAUACUGUACUGCUCUGUUCAGAAUCUUGGUGAACGAACGGUUGUAUGGAGGAAACUCCCCAUGGCGGGGCCUCUUACCGUCGGCACGAAGACGUGGGUGAAGGAUAAGCGAAUUCACGUAGAACAUAUGCCUAACAGUGACCAGUGGAACCUUAUAAUAGAAAAGGCAAAUGUUAAUGACUCAGCCACUUAUGAAUGCCAGGUCAGCUUUAGGAGCAAAAAAUUGCGUCAGCUUAUAACGCUCACUGUAAAAGACGAUUCAAAUAAAGACGCGCCAAGGAUUCAAAUAAGUGGCGAAAGUUAUCUUAAGAAAGGACAAACGUUGAAACUUACUUGUAACGCCAGCUUAAUUGAUGAAUCCAUGGACGGGUUAUGUUGGUACAAAGAUAAUGACAUCCUGACUACUCAAGGGGACAAACGGAUACAAGUGUUAAGUUCUGUGAUGCUCUCUAGAACCUCAAGUGGACAUAUGAGCAGUGUGUUAGAAAUCACUGAUACCACAGCCAGUGAUAGUGGAAAUUACGUGUGUAAAUCGCCGGAAAAUUCACAGAUGGCGGGAGUCCGAGUGGAAGUAUUGAAUGGUUCCCAGAAUAUUAAGCGAGUUCCACCCGAUCCAGUGGAAUCGAUGGAUAUGAAAAGUUCUCCAAACAAGAAGAAACAUGUAAGUGGGUGCUCACAUCGUGUUCUCUCAGACAGUUACCUUCUCUCAACGACUUUAAUCACUGCAAUCCUUACACUUGUGAGGAAAUAACCCGGGGAUAUUCGAAGCAAAGACGCUGUGAUAUGUGAUCUCUUCUAGCAUCAUUUGACGUUAAAUAGGACGGCAAUUAUUGGCGGUGUUUCCCAACAAUGACGACUAUCAUGUUACUAUUGGGGACGAGUUGGACGGUAUUGCCAAUAUCAUCUGGUGCUGUGCUAUUUGUGCAAGGACGCAGUUGAGGAGGACGAGUGGGAUUUCAAACAACUCGCCUAUCAUUGGGCCCAGACUUAGGAUGGAAGACUUCUACAUUUUCACAUUACAAAGUGCUUCGUUCACAUUCCAACACAUGUCAGUAUUAUGUACACAUCAGUCAACUCACGUCUAUCGUUUAGUGGAGGAUUCCGACAUCGCCCUAUACACCUGAAGUGAGCAGUGGAGUAUUUACAUGUCUCACGGAAGAUACGAACGUGUUCAUAAAAAUUCCUUUCCUAACAAUAUCAUAAUAUCGAAAUAGGCCAUCAUGAUAAUGUCAGCAACUGGACGUAGCAAUGUAACAAUUUGUGAAAUUGUGCUGAGACCCUGCCUGUCACAUCACGGAAACAUUUGUCAGCGAUGUUUAGAGUAAAUGGCAACAUAAUCAUACAGGACCUACUGACCUUUAUUAACACCUUUAGUGCAAGACGGACUAUCAGAGGGACGUGCCCAGGAACAGUUGCAUACACAAUUAGAACUAAGGACUAUUCGUACACAUUACAACAUUUACCUAUAUCUAACGGGUAGUACAUGCGACUUGUGGGCCUUUCAUCAUGUACAAAGCAUCAUGGUACAGACGUAUGGUCUUCGGGGAACUUUGGACAUCCAUGUACGCGUAAUAAGCAAAUGGGCUUAAUGACGAUAAUUCAGGUAAAUAUACGCAGUGUGCAAUACUUAUGUGUAUGAUGUGUGGUCAUAUCCUGAAAAUCUUCGCUAUAGCGAGUUUGUGGGGUUAACGAAAUGUACCCCACUACAGCAAUGUGUAGAUACCUCAUAACAUAGAGGUAUAUUCAGUCUGUGAAACGUAUGGGGUGAAAUAUAACGUGCGUCCGAGGCGUUAAGCCUUAAAGGGUUAACAGACGCAAGUGAUUUAGGUAUUAAUCCGAGGGUUGUGUAUAGCAAGUUGUACUACAGUCUUUCACGGUAAGUAGAUUUUGUACAUUUCUUACACCUUGUCUUUGUAAAUACAAAUGUGAAUAAUCUGUGAUAUGUGGAACAUGCGGGCUACUUCAGGUCUAUUGUUUAUAGUUUUUGUAGUUCAUAUAUUGCAAUGGAUAUUUUGUUUUCAUUGGCCUGUGAUUAAUGUCAUGUGCUAAGAAGAAGCAUACACGAAUUUGCAAAUAACACUUAAGAAUUGAUAGUGCUAAUUGUCUAUUUUACAAACAACAUAAUCAUGUUGUGAACUUACAUGUGUGUUGGUCACACUUUGAUAGUUGCAUAACAUCGUCUUUGAGGCGAGUAUAUGUUGCAAUUUAUGCUAAAAUAGCCUCGCUUUCUUUGAUUUUAUGGACGGAAAUAAGGGAUUUAUUGAAGUGAUGAAUUCUAUUUUCUUUACUAAAUAUAUAACAGCAAGGAUGGGACAUGCUGACAGUUCAUAAUGAUAUACAUAUUGGGACCCAAAGGGUCGCGUGCCAUUAUCUGGGCGCAGUCUGGUGCAGGAUCCAGACCCACUCCUCCUGCAGAAGUUGACAGACAUUACGACCACUGUCACCACACAGAUGGUCAGUGGCUUUAGGGCAGGGAGUUUACUUGGCAUAUAACAGAAACAGCAGUUCACAUGUAUGCGAAUCGGAUCGACUAACCGAAGACGUUUUUUAACAUUGAUACGCGGAAAGAGUACAACCAUGUUAAGUCAGUCUACCAUAGCUGCAGGUGAUUACUGAUCCAUCGCUUACGAACACGUCUGUCAAAAAGGUUCCGGUCAUUUGUCGACAAGGAACAUCCAUUCAUCAAGGAACAUUGUACGAUGUCAUCUGUCCUUUAUCAUACUUGAUAAUGAUCUGAAUCUGUCCCAUGCUCUUGGAAACAUGUUACCUAUGAAUAUUCCAUUACCAUGAAAUCAUGCAAAAUGAAUUGAGAUCACGAUAACCUCUCGGAGAGUGACUACAUACCUCUUUCUACCCGUUACUCAUGCCGUUUUUGCUCCGUUUUGUUUCGCAUCGGUGAUAGUAAGUGUACGCGUUGCUGCCACAAAACAACGGUUGCUUUUAUCCUACAAUUGCUCUGCGCUGGUGACAAAAGCAUGACACUAAGAAAUGUUUUGAGAACAUUCGUCUGAGAAUGUGACUACUAUUUAAUCUGUUUCUAAAAACUUCUAAUGUGAUCUCUUAUUUCCGUCCGUUGCUGUAUUUACAGUAAAUACGUUUUUCACUCUGCCAAACAAUGCGUUUUCGUUUUCGUCGAGGCAUGUUGGGGAGGAAGAAACAGCCAUGGGAAUGGUACGUAAAUAUCGAUCAAUAAUGCAUCAUCGGCCUCCGUAAUAAGAACACAUCCAGCAGUAGCCAAGUUCUAGGAAUAGAACCUGUAACAGACCACUGUGUACAUCACUCUGUUGUAUUCUUUCCUACAGUCUUAAAUCUACAUCAGCAGUGACCUCACGACUGUGCAAAUUGUGAGGAUUUAUGACUCUGUUGUAGGCAAAACAGGAAAAUGGCACAUGUCCAAAUUGCUGUGUGUGUGUCAGAGCUACUUUUGAAAGCAAGCGAAACGCUUCUCCUUAGCACUGCUGGUGUGUUGUAUGUUUUCUCAUGAUGCACAUAUGCAAAGCUUCUACGCUGUUGAAAGCCAUAAUGAUUGGUGUUUCAAAAACAUAAAUGUAUUGUUUUACAUGGUUGCAAAGGCGAUAAUGAAAUAUUGAUUUAUCAAAUAUUACAUUGUUGCGUUAUCUGGAGACAGAUACUUUUCAUUUGAUGUAAAAACAUACUGUUAUUACAAGGCAAUUUAGCUGAUAUCUCACUGUUAAAAUUUCAGUGUUGCAUUGAAGGGUUUUAUCAUGCUAGAGCGUUGUAAACUACAAGCAAAUAAAUGGCUUUUGUUAGAAUAUCUGAGUAAGUCACCGUGUUAACUGUUUUUAGGUUCUUCAAUUUAAGGCUUUUCUCCGUCCAUAUCAUUUCAAAACAGUUCACCAUCCAGUGUUGGUUAAAGAACUCAUAAUGAAAAGUCGUCAUGCUUAUAGUUGUCUUAAUGUGUCGUCUCCUUUGACGUGAAUUCUGAUGCGGCCGUUACCAGAUAGAGUCAGCACCUGUGAAAAAUACCUGUUAGUCAACACGUCAAGCAUAUGUUGUUAUUCGGUUGCAUCAAUGCGACACCAUCUCAAUUUGUCAUUGACACAAAGUUGUAAUUAUUACUCUUGAUAAUUGCUGAUUUUGUGUUCCAUUGUAUAUUGUCUGUAGAUAUACAUGAGUAUGUAAAUUGGGUAUAACAUCAUUUAAUCAUCAUUUUUCAUAUGUAUAUAUCCAUUAUUGAUGUAUAUAAUCUGUAAAUAUUAUGACAUGCAUUCAUGUAAAUUAAA
Messenger RNA from Haliotis rubra (blacklip abalone), 5399 nucleotides. RefSeq lists its product as uncharacterized. Gene Ontology annotation, cellular component: neuron projection membrane. Bases 953 to 1906 code for a protein of 317 amino acids. Gene Ontology annotation, biological process: synapse organization. The transcript has 8 exons. The record is from RefSeq and is a predicted model, not a curated record. Lineage: Eukaryota; Metazoa; Mollusca; Gastropoda; Lepetellida; Haliotidae.